UGCUUAAAAAAAAGAUGGUUAAAACGGAAAAACAAACCCAAAGAGCUAGUUGACCAGGAACUUGAAGGACAACAGUACAACAAACUUUGCCUGGUUUAUCUGCCGUGCAUUGGACAGAGACCAAGUCUUCAGGAGAAAAAAUUGGUUUCCUUAAGAACUCCGUCACUCGUCGCGAAAUUCCGACAUUCAAUCCGAAUUCAACGGAUUGGGAAAGGACAUCGUCGUUGCAAAUCUAACAGCCUGCGGAUCCCAGAAUGCCUAUAUAAAUGAUCAAAUGGGAUGCGAUCAGGUCAUUCAUAAAUCAUACUCAGCACUUUUUCCAUUCAACGAGAAGACUGAUUGAAGUCAUCAAAUUAAUCAACAAAUAAACAACAAUGGCGGGUGGGAAACAAGUGAUGCUUCUUGCAAUUGAUGAUAGUGAGCAUAGCUUUUAUGCUCUUAAGUGGACCCUUGAGCAUUUCUUUACUCCUACAUCGAAUGCCCUGUUCAAGCUCGUUAUUGUCCAUGCCAAAUAUCCUCCUACGUCUGUCAUUGGACUUGCAGGACCUGGAUCCACGGACGUGCUACCACUUGUGGAAGCCGACCUGAAGAGGACAGCUGAAAGGCUUAUCGAGCAAGCUAAGGAGCUCUGCAAGGAAAAAGGAGUGGAAGAUGCAGAAUUUGAAGUGAUCGAAGGGGAUGCCAGGAUGGUCAUGUGUGAUGCCGUUGACAAACAUCAUGCAUCUCUCUUGGUUCUCGGUAGCCAUGGAUAUGGGGCUUUGAAAAGGGUUGUUCUGGGCAGCGUCAGCGAUCACUGCUCCCACCAUGCUCACUGCUCUGUGAUGAUCGUGAAGCAGCCUAAAGUACACCACUAAAGCCCAGGCCCUCCUUUUCGAUCAAUCAGAUGGCAAAGAGGUUUCAGUUUUCCAGAUCAAGUUUUUGACUGACUCCCUAAAUGACCAUCAAAGAAUACAAGGAUACAGUAAUCUUCUAUUCGCUGAUCUUCUUCAAUGCUGCAAGUUUAGUGUUUAAGCAAUUGGUCAAUCCAGUCAUCAGUAGUGAGCUCAUGCCAGAAUAAGAGUAUUUCCUUCUUUUUUUUAUUUUUAUUUUUUGUUGGAAGAAGCAUUUGUUUUCUUCUUUUAAUAGCUGACAGGGUUAAUUAUAUAUGAUAUUGUAAAACUAAAAACCUACUAUGGGAUUAACCCAUUGGUCUUUAACUUUGAUUUGAUUCAUCCUUCAGACUGGGAUUAAGAUUUUAUGACUAAUAGUCUCAGGAUGUUUUAACCCUUUUGGUAGCCAGUGAUCAGGUGUUUGAUCUUACAAGUAUGCAGACACAUUAUAGUCCUAUGCGACACACUCGAUCACUGUUCCAAGAUAUACAGUUUUUUUUUCUUCCUUCUUACACUUACCAUAAUUUCUGAGAAUUUGAAUAAAGCUUAAUCCAUAAACAUGAAAAUUAACUAAAAUGAGGCAGAAAGAGCUUUACAGAGACACGCUAAUUGUAAUGGAUAGCCUUCCAUCUUUCCUACGAGGUUAAACUCACCACCCAAGGAAGAAGCCUAAAGUACACCACCCAAGGAAGAAGCCUAACAUACACCACCAGGGACCCUCCCUCUCGAGAC
Messenger RNA from Coffea arabica (coffee), 1601 nucleotides. Its product is annotated as universal stress protein PHOS34. Lineage: Eukaryota; Viridiplantae; Streptophyta; Magnoliopsida; Gentianales; Rubiaceae. The record is from RefSeq and is a predicted model, not a curated record.